This is a messenger RNA of Psylliodes chrysocephalus, 4286 nucleotides long. The record is from the annotation of a GenBank genome assembly. Lineage: Eukaryota; Metazoa; Arthropoda; Insecta; Coleoptera; Chrysomelidae.
CUCCAGUUCAUUGUAUCUAUGACCUUAAUUUGAUUAUUUUCAUAUUCCACCCUGCUCCGAACAAAUUAAAAGUACCAAGUCAUUCUGACGUCUGACAUUUCAAAUUUGUCAGUGUCAAGUUUGCACGUCACGUUUUAUGUCUUCUUUUCACGUUUUAAUUGAUAAUUGUUGUGGCCAUUUUGGUAUCAAUCUACGCUAUAAAAAAGUGAAACAAGGUUUUUUAAUGAAGACUGUAGAUUGUAGCUUUUAAUAUCCAAUUCGAUAGUUGUUACAAAAGAUAGACGAAAAGAACUGAUUCAAUAAUAGUUGAAAUUUGUUUGUCCGUAGGAUAGUACAUGUUUCUGUGAUUAUAAUCAAUUUUAAUAUUUACCUUGUUUUGAGGACAAGAUGAUUGAACUGACCGUGAAGACUUUAGAUUCUCAAAAUCAUCAAUUCUCAGUUGAAGAUGAUAUUACAGUUGAACAGUUCAAGGUAAAAAUAGCAGAUACUGUGAACAUUCCUGCUGAAACUCAACGUAUAAUUUAUUGUGGAAGAGUUUUACAAGAUAGCUCAAAACUUGCUGAUUAUGAUGUCCAUGGUAAAGUUGUUCACUUGGUGCAAAGACCGCCACCAGGUACUGCUCCAAGAACAAAUAGUAGACCUACUUCUCCUCAAUCACAAAGAAGAGGUUUUAGAGGAUUCAGAGGUUUGGAACAAGGUAAUGCAAUGUAUUUGGGUUCAAUGGCAUUUCCUGGUAACUUGAUGGAGUCUCAAGGCAUUGUACCACCUCCUCCAACUCAUAGUCUUUCUGGAAGUCGCUUAAAUGUUGCAAGAAGAAUGCUGGGUAGAGCUGAAGCAGUUAUACGUCUUCUGGAAAGUCCAAAUGCAAGACAUCAAGAUCAGCCUUUAGCUAAUGAAAAUCAAGAAGAAGAAGAGGAAGUUACACCAGUAAUUGAAGCUAGAGUCAUUGUUCCAAGUAAUAUUGAACCAAUUGAUGAAGUGCUCAAUGCUGUUCAAAAUACAUUGUUGAAUGCUUCAAAUAACACAAGAAAUCUGAACUCAGCAAAUACUAGUGGUAAUUCUCAAGUAAAUAGUGAUACUGGAUCAAUUCAUAGCUCAGCAGAUACAACACCUACAGGUGCUACACCAAGAUCAUCUUCUACUGAAAACUUGAACGCAGAACAGAGACCUACUACUAAUAAUGGUCUCCCAGAAAAUGCCUCGAGAACUGUUGAAAUGUCUGACCUUUUAACCUUAUUGGGACAAUUACAAGUCAGGUUAGCACCGUUUUUGGAAAGAUAUCAGACUUUUAUGAGAGAUGAUCCAGAAGUGCCAGCUGAUAAUCAACGACAAACUCAAAUAAUGUUGAAUAGGGUAUCUGAGGUGAUGCAUUUUCUAGGUCAUGCCUAUCACUCACUUAGUGACUUGAUAAUCAGAGUUAGAACUCCACCACCAAGGCCAUUGCUAUGCCGCCCUAUUCUAAUUCAACACUCAGCUGUUGUUCAAACUGGCAUUCCAAUACAAGUUGAGGCACAGAUAAAUCUCUCAGCCGAUCGUGUCAAUCCACCGACAACAAAUGCAGGAACAACUCCAGAAGAUCCAAACACAUCAACCACUGCUACAACAGCAGCAGCUGCUCCAUCAACAAAUACCACUUCUGCAGCCACUACAAAUUCAAAUGCUAUGCCAACAAAUAGACCUACAAUAUCUGUUCAGCCUGGAUUUGUUGGUGUGCCAUUUUUGCCAAGUGCAGCCAUGAGAGUGCAAUCGUUUCCUGUAGAAAUUCGCAGUGUACGACCUUUGAUCCCACCUAGAACACAAAGUACUACUUCAGAUACUACUAGUACAGCACCUCCCACAAAUGCACCAGAAAACAAUACCAAUUCUAGUAGCAGUGCUGCUGGCAAUGGGACUACGAAUGCUCAAGAUAAUCCACAAGGUGCUCCAUUCAACUUCAACAAUCCGAAUGUCGAGUUCUUUAUGGAAGUCACCCCUGAAGGUAUUACAAUUGAUUCUUUGGAGACAACGCUUGUUGGUUCUUCUAAUCAAGCAAAUGAUUUACUAAGGGGGGCACUUAAUGGUCCUACUCCAGAAUUUUUACAAUCUCUGAUGCAAAUGGCUGGACAAAUCAUAAACAGAAACAUCCAAACUACAGGCGCUUCUGCUCCUGGAAGUGAACCUGCUCAACCCGCAUCAACCCAGUCCACUCAAAGUACUAGUGCAGGAGCCCAAGCACAACCUGUUGCUGGUCAAAAUUCGCAAGCACGUGGCAAUACUCAAACAAAUCCAACUACUUCAACCUACACCAGAUCUACGCCAAGACCACACGUUCAUUUGGCUCAACAAGCCAUGCAAGGUGGUUUUGAUCCUUUCCUUCCCUGCAACUCACAUCACAUUUCAAGACGUGGCAGAAUGCAAGCCCAGCAAACACCAAUAAUAAGUGCCUCAGCGUCCUCCAAUCAAAAUUCAGCACCCCAACAGCCAAGGGAAGAUAAUGCUUCAGGCGACCAGAGAAAUGCUAGGCAAAGUUCCAAUAUCCUAAACUUCAUAAAUGGUAUAUUUGAUUCUAUUAGAUCAGAACAAAGAAGAGGAAACGAAAAUGACCCAUGGGGUUCACCUAAUGUCUCAAAUAAUUCUGCUAAUGGUGAUAAUACAUUAGGCGGUUUUAAUUUGGCAUCUAUUGGAUCAAUAUUAAAUCUGCAAGGAGGAUUGAAUUUGCCAGACUUACUGAGCCAAGGUCCAACUCUGGACCAACUCCUACAACAGUUUCAACAGGAUGAUCAAUAUGUACCAGGCGAAAGCAUUAUUAUUGAUUUAAUUAUGCUUUUUGUCAGAAACCUGACACUUGUGGACACAUUCUCAUUGUAUAGUGGCAAUGUUGAACCAAUAAAUAGAAAUAUUAGCGAAAUUCAAAAUUUCUUCAGAACUAGAAUCUGUGAAGGCGACACAUCCCCAGCUGGCAUUGAUAGGGGUGUAGAAAAACUUAUUAGAGAAAUGCAACCGUUUUUGGAAAAUUUCAGGUCCUUACCUGUGCAAAAUGAUAUAGAUAUGGUCAGAUCUGCAGAGCAAUUGUUUAGACAGAGGUUGCCAAACAUAAUUAUCGUUGCAAAUAAUUUAAAUACUAAUACAACACGUAUGCUAAUUGACCAAUGUAUAACUACUGCAAAACAACUUUUAGCAUUGACUCUUUUAGCCAGUUCAACUGGUCAAAGGGGUGUAGAACAGGUUUACGAGCAGAUAAUGACUAAUUUCUUGAGAGAUAUCCCCCAAGAUAUACAAAAUUGGACCCUUAUGACAAGUCGAGUCCAGUUUAGGCAAAUUCUGUCUAAUCUGAGUAUACCAGAAAGUAUUUUACAACCUUAUAUUGUUCAUAAACCUAUCCAACAACAAACUCGUCCACAGCAACACCCGCCUCAACCGGCACAACAACCACUGCAGCAACAAUCUGUGUUUUCUACUAACCCAGACCCAUUGUCUCAUGAUUACAAUGAAAUAGAGUUAAUGGAUGUUGAUGUACAAGAUGUACGAACUGAAUUAAAUGCAUCCAUAAUUGUAUCGGAUAAUGAACCAUUGCCAAAUGUAGUUAUAGGAUCUGAACCUUGGCAUGGACAAGUUCCGGAGGAUUGGGUACCUAUUAUAACAAGAGAUGCACAAAAACAAAGAAGACAAAAUCCUCAAGGACCAUUUAGUGAUGCUUACCUAUCAGGCAUGCCUAGUAAAAGAAGAAAAAUUGUCAAUAACUCCAAACCUCAUGGUAGUCUUCCACAAGUAAUUUCAGAAAGUGUUAGACAGGCAGUUACAGCCAGUGGAUUAACCUCUGUAGCUCCUUUAGAAGUAGUAGCGCAAGCAGCAGGUGCUUCAUCUGAAAUACAGAACGCUUAUAGAAAUCUACUUCGCUCUACUGUGCAAACAAAUCUAAAGGACAAUGAAGACUUUCACCCCGAACGCUAUCCUAACGUUUCAAAUUAUUUUAAUAGCAGUUCACAAUGAUGUCUAAGUAUACACAGUAAAUAACACUAUCGGUUGUAUCGUUGUUUAUGUAAAAAUAAAUUAAUAAAUUAUUUAUCACCAGGGUUUUAUUAUUGUUUUAGGAUCUACAUUUUUCAAUUUUCAUGUUAUUUAUCCCAAAUCUCUCAUUUCAUUCACAUCCAAAAUUUUGAAAACAAUAGAUAAAGCUAAAAAGUGUCUAUACCACACAAUCCGAAAAGGAGGUAAAUCUGGUAAAAUUUAAGUUGAGCAUAUCUACCUUAACAGAUUUCAUUUUCCUAAAUAAUCCAUGUUCUAAACAUGGUAUGAUAAAUGUUGAC